This is a messenger RNA of Paraglomus occultum, 1380 nucleotides long. Lineage: Eukaryota; Fungi; Glomeromycota; Glomeromycetes; Paraglomerales; Paraglomeraceae. The record is from the annotation of a GenBank genome assembly.
UCACUAUCACCACUGCAAGCAGAUGAUGAGGUGCUGAACGAAGUAGUAAGCUAUAUCGAAUGGUUACUCUCAGCCGUGCGCCCACAAAAACUGUUAUAUCUGGCUAUAGACGGAGUUGCCCCUCGUGCCAAAAUGAAUCAACAGCGCUCUCGGCGAUUUCUAACAGCUCAAGAGUCAAAUGGAAAUACAUGGGAUACCAAUUGCAUUACUCCUGGUACAGAAUUCAUGACGAAACUUGCCGAUCGUUUACGAUGUUGGAUUGCAAGAAAUCUGACCAGUAACAAAAGUUGGGAAAAGGCAAUUAUACUGUCUGAUGCGAGCGUUCCUGGCGAAGGCGAACACAAAAUUAUGAAUUUUAUUAAAGCACAGACAACGCCCGCUAAAGAUUUUAUUUACAGUGUGGAUGGAGAUCUUAUCUUGCUAUCAUUGAUGCAAAAUGAAAAACAUAUCGACAUACUUCGUCCGAAUCAAGGAAAAGGCUUAAUAAUUCUGUCAGCUAACACAUUGCAGCAACGCCUGGCAAAAACACCCCCAUUCUUUAGAAGCAAGGACGCAAUAAACGAUUGGGUGUUUCUUUGGUGUCUUGUCAAAAAUGACUAUUUACCUCGCCUGCCCACUUUCGAAAUGGCAGAAGUUUCCUUUGAUAAAUUAAUAGCUAUAUGGUGGAAAAUAUGUGGGGAUGAAUGUUUGACAAGCAAUGGAACUUUAAACUUGACACAGUUUGAAUCUCUUAUGAAGGAGUUGACCAAAGAGGAAGGAAAGAGAACGAUGCAAGAAGCCGUUGGUGCUCAAAACUAUGAUGGCCUCAGGCUGGGGGAACCAGGAUUUAAAGAGUGUUAUUACGAGAAACAUUUUGGCGAAAAGUGGACUUUGGAGUUUUCCAGAAAAGUUGUACAAGCAUACGUUCAAGGGCUUUGCUGGCUAUUGGAAUAUGAUCAUCGGGGUGUUUGUUCGUGGAGAUGGUUCUAUCCUUUUCACUACGCACCUUUAGCAUCUGAUUUUGUUAACCUUGUCGAGAUUUCCAAAUUCGAUAUCGACAAGCCUUUCAAACCCUUUGAGCAUUUAAUGGGAGUAAUGCCGAUCACAAGCAAAAAUCUCUUACCUCAACCUCUGGCAAAUUUGAUGGUUGAUGAGAAUAGCAGCAUCGCUGAAUUUUAUCCCGAGAACGUUCAAGUCGACCGUAAAGUACCUCCUAUAAAAGAUGUCGUACUUUUGCCAUUCGUUAAAGAAGCUAACUUGAUAAAUGAAGUCAAUAACGUGAACAGCAAGUUAAAUGAUGCUGAAAUAGCUAGAAAUAACGAAGGAAAUAAUAUUGUAUGCUUUAGUACAAAGCAUAGUCUUUACGAUAAUUUGCUUGAUAGAUUUCCCGCUGAGUAUAAG